Messenger RNA from Suillus plorans, 513 nucleotides. RefSeq lists its product as uncharacterized. Lineage: Eukaryota; Fungi; Basidiomycota; Agaricomycetes; Boletales; Suillaceae. The transcript has 2 exons. The coding region runs from base 1 to 513 and encodes 170 amino acids. The record is from RefSeq and is a predicted model, not a curated record. Gene Ontology annotation, molecular function: protein binding.
AUGGAACACAGAUCGGUCUACCUUGCACCAGUCACACUCAGGCUUCCCGCAUUACGUCAUUGCCACUACCUCGUUAGACUGUGCGCCUGUGGAGCACAGUCACACCAGCAGAUAGGACAGGCACUUGAACAUACCACAUGGGUUUCCUGCGUCGCAAUUUCCUCCAGUGGAGAAGUGGUCGCGAGCGGAGACUUUGAUGGGAAUCUUCAACUCUGGUCCAUCGAGAACACACUCUCCGCAGCAUUCGGAAUGUAUUACUCAUACAUUGCACACCGCAGUAAGGUGAAGUUGGGCCAAAAGCUCCAUGCACAGGCCCUUUCGGAUGCGGAAAAGGUUAUCGAGCUCAACCCUUCAUCUUAUCUUGGGUACGAGUUGAAGUAUACAGCGCUUCGUGGAGCACAACGCUAUGAUGAUGCAUUGGCAGCCUUCAUAAUCAUGCUCUCCAAGUUGGAUUAUGCGCUCGACCCACGGAUCCAAUGCAAGCUCACACAACUUGAGCGCCAACUGGAAUGA